AUGGCAACUUCUAUUCCGAAUCGUCAACUUUUCAUCGAUGGCGAAUGGAGGGAGCCCAUCAAGAGAAAUCGCAUUCCCAUCAUCAAUCCAGCAACUGAACAGAUCAUCGGGAGUAUUCCCGCAGCUACAGCUGAAGAUGUAGAUGUAGCAGUGGAAGCUGCCCGGAAAGCUCUUUACCGAAAUGCAGGCAAAGAUUGGGCUUCUGCUACAGGGGCACAUCGUGCCAAGUAUCUACGCGCCAUUGCUGCAAAGAUCACAGAAAGGAAAUCGGAAUUAGCAAAACUCGAAGCAAUCGAUUCUGGGAAGCCAUUGGAAGAAGCGGCUUGGGAUAUAGAUGACGUUGCUGGAUGUUUUGAAUAUCAUGCUGAGCUUGCUGAAGCUUUGGAUUCAAAGCAAAAGACUCCUAUUUCUCUUCCGAUGGAGACAUUUAAGUGUCAUGUUUUGAGAGAACCCCUUGGGGUCAUUGGGUUGAUUACCCCAUGGAAUUACCCUCUAUUAAUGGCUACGUGGAAAGUUGCCCCUGCCCUAGCUGCUGGGUGUACUGCAGUACUUAAGCCGUCGGAAUUAGCAUCAGUUACUUGUUUGGAAUUAGGUGAAGUGUGUAAAGAGGUAGGCCUACCACCUGGCGUUCUCAAUAUUCAGACAGGCCUGGGACAAGAAGCUGGUGCUCCUUUGGCAUCUCAUCCUCAUCUAGAUAUCCCAGUUACACUUGAGCUUGGUGGAAAAAGCCCAAUUGUUGUAUUUGAGGAUGUUGAUCUAGACAAAGCUGCUGAGUGGUCUCUUUUUGGUUGCUUUUGGACAAAUGGUCAGAUUUGCAGUGCCACUUCUCGACUUCUUGUGCAUGAAAGCAUUGCAGCAGAAUUCUUGGACAAGCUUGUAAAGUGGUGCAAGAACAUCAAAAUUUCAGACCCCUUGGAGGAAGGUUGCAGGCUUGGUCCUGUGGUAAGCAGUGGACAGUACGAGAAAGUAAUGAAGUUCAUCUCAACAGCCAAGGAUGAAGGUGCCACCAUCUUGUGUGGGGGUGAACGCCCUUGGCAUUUAAAGAAGGGCUACUACAUCGAACCGGCCAUAAUAACAGAUGUAAAGACCUCCAUGCAAAUCUGGAGAGAGGAAGUAUUUGGACCAGUUCUUUGUGUCAAAACAUUCAAAACUGAAGAUGAAGCCAUUGAACUAGCAAAUGACACCCAAUAUGGUUUGGCUGCUGCUGUAUUAUCACAAGAUCUGGAAAGGUGUGAGCGGAUGACCAAGGCUUUUCAGGCAGGGAUUGUUUGGGUCAACUGCUCACAGCCUUGCUUCUCUCAAGCUCCAUGGGGAGGCAAAAAGCGCAGUGGUUUUGGGCGUGAACUUGGAGAAUGGGGACUGAACAACUAUUUGAAUGUGAAGCAAGUCACACAGUAUGUAUCUGAUGAUCCAUGGGGCUGGUACAAGUCACCUUCCAAGCUAUGA
Fraxinus pennsylvanica is the source of this 1446-nucleotide messenger RNA. The record is from the annotation of a GenBank genome assembly. Lineage: Eukaryota; Viridiplantae; Streptophyta; Magnoliopsida; Lamiales; Oleaceae.